AUGCCACUGGCUGAUCCGAUCCCACAGGGCCAAGAACUCGGCAAUAGCAUCAUCCGAGAGAUUGGGGUUGAUAUCAUGAACCCAAGCAUUGCCCAGAAGCCCCUCAGCCACAGAGAUUUCCAAGUGAUUCCUCCGAGCCUGAGAGAUAAGCGGCGCCAGACCAAUUAUAUCACAGUAGCAAUUAACCGUCAGGCCUGCGACGGGUCGCUGCUGCUGGACGACGACGCGCCGGGGCUGCGUGGCGAGAAGAACGCGGCGCCCAACAAGGACUCUGUGUCUCUGUCCACGGGUUCGAGGGACCCUCCGAUAGUCGAUAGAGGUGCCCCCGCGGCCCGCGCCACCGGCUCCAGGGACAACAACUUGGCGCCACUAGACCUCCAGAUCCCGACCGUCUUCGAGAACGCAUACUACAAGAACCUCGUCGCCAAGAAGGGACUCAUGCACUCCGACCGGGUUCGGGAGUAUGUCGGCAGCCAGGGAGCUUUCUUUGCGGACUUGGUGGAGGGGAUGGUGCCGCUCACGGGGUCAGAUGGGCAGAUCAGGAAGAACUGUAUUAGGAGGAUCAACUAG
Molecule: messenger RNA, 570 nt
Organism: Brachypodium distachyon (stiff brome)
Lineage: Eukaryota; Viridiplantae; Streptophyta; Magnoliopsida; Poales; Poaceae
Exons: 3
Coding region: 1-570 (189 amino acids)
Biological process (GO): response to oxidative stress
Molecular function (GO): peroxidase activity; heme binding
Source: RefSeq, a predicted model, not a curated record